Messenger RNA from Medicago truncatula (barrel medic), 1441 nucleotides. Its product is annotated as probable RNA-dependent RNA polymerase 5. The record is from RefSeq and is a predicted model, not a curated record. The transcript is spliced from 3 exons. Bases 82 to 411 code for a protein of 109 amino acids. Lineage: Eukaryota; Viridiplantae; Streptophyta; Magnoliopsida; Fabales; Fabaceae.
CUUUCUUUCAGAAACCGCUCUCCUCUCCUGCCCCUGCGUCGUCGCUCUCCUCUCUCAGUCAGUCAGCCAUCUCCUCUCUUUAUGGUUAAAAUUUUGCCCAGGCUCACUGAAGAUCCUGGCUCCGUUCAAUCUCGAAGAACCAUCACCAUGAACAUGAGCCAGUUCGACGGUAACGCAACAUUCACCGGCGGCGGAUUCAUGCCUUCUCAGACCACUCAGGGUGCCAACUCUCCCUUCACUCCCUCCAAGGGUUUAAAUAGAUCAUAUUUAUCUAAAUAUUUGAUCGCAUUGCUGAGUUAUGGAGGAGUUCCAAAUGAAUUCUUCACGGAUGUACUUAAAAGAAAUUUAGAAGAUGUUGACCAUAUCUAUACCAAAAAGUGUACUGCCCUCAGAGGUCGGAAUCCACCGUAACAGUGGUUUUCAAUUGUUGAUGCACUUGCAGCUUCUGUCAACCAUGGUGAGAUGGAUGGAUUCAAUGCAGCAGCAAUGAUUUUAUGUGGGAUCCCUCUUGAUGAACCAUUUCUACGGUAUCACUUGACUAAACUUGUAAAAGUGGAAAAGAAAAAGCUUAGUCAAGGGAAACUAUACUUGGAAGAUUGUUUCUACAUCUCUCUCUUCCCCCCAUUUACAAAACCACAACCGUACUCUCUCUUCUUCCUCUCUUCUUCCCCACGCUUCUCACUCGUCAUUAUUUGACUAUUUCCUUCCCUUGUUUCAAACCUUUUAUUCUUCAGAAACUGUUUGAAUUCAACUCUCUCUCUCUCUCUCUCGGUUCUCACUCACUCUAUGGUAAGCCAAUUCAUUCCCCAAUUUCUCAUUCCUUCUAUGUUUUAAUUGUUAAUUGGAAAUUAUUGUAUAAGAAAAUAGGGACAUGAAUUUGAUUCCGUUAGAGUAGUUAGGGAAAACAACUAGUUAUGUUAGGAAAGUUAACUAAAUUUGAUUCCGUUAAAAUAGUUAGAAGCAGACUGUUAUGGGAUUUGGGAAGUUAGGAAUCGGUUGGUUUGUUUUGGUGGGUGACAGUUAGUUAAAAAAAUUAUGGGAAGGUUUGUUAUUAUUGAGGACUGUUACGAAUUAGUUAGAGGUUUAGAAGCUUGUAGGAAUUUUGUUACAAUUAGGGUUUAGGUUAGUUUGAUAGGAUUUGUUAGAACAGGGUCUGUUAAGGGUAGUUAGUCUGAAAAUUAGUUCUGGUUUUAUUUUUGAAUGUUUAUGGAAUGACUUAAAAAUGUGCUACUACUAUCCUCUGUUGUCAAAAGCGGCUGCGCCAGCCGCUAUAGCGGAACCAGACCGCGUCGGCACAUGUCAGAAGUGGAAAGCGGCCAAAGCGGACCUAUAAAUAGUAUAACAAUAACUUGUACUAGUUGUAUAUAAUUGGUAUUAGCCAUUUUCGAUUUUGCUAUCCUUUUUAUUUCAUAUUAUGAAUACAUCAUGAAAUUUUGAGUAA